This is a messenger RNA of Phycomyces blakesleeanus NRRL 1555(-), 780 nucleotides long. RefSeq lists its product as hypothetical. The transcript has 4 exons. The coding region runs from base 1 to 780 and encodes 259 amino acids. NCBI's taxonomy places the organism in Eukaryota, Fungi, Mucoromycota, Mucoromycetes, Mucorales, Phycomycetaceae. The record is from RefSeq and is a predicted model, not a curated record.
AUGUCUGCAGAUGUUCUCAAUGGAGCGAUUAGAAUGCGAAAAAAACGCACGAGAAUCAAAAAAGAUUCCAAUAAAAAUGCUAUAGAACUACCCAAAUCUAAUAUAAAAACACGAACAUAUACAAAGAAACUGAAAAGUGAAUUCAAUGGAUCGAUCGAAGAGGUUGAUAAAUCCAUUCAACAAUCAACAGUCGCUAGAAAAAAGCAUAAAAAAAAAAAAGAGAGUUCUCAAAAUGGUCAUUAUGUUACUCGAAGUUUAAGUAAAACAAGAGGUGACUCUGUACUGCUUGAGCCUUUUGCAAAUCCAGGACGUAUACCUGCUGCCAAACUUCAACUAUAUCUCGGUGCUUUAAACAGAAUAUCAUCAGAAAAUCAGAAAGAAGUUAAUGAAAUGACGAUCUUACCUGGUAGCUGUGCCCAAGCGAGCAUCCUCCGUGAUGAUAUUAUAGCUUCUAUAAAGAAAAGUAGCUCAGAUCAAGAGGAAGAAGACUUUUUUGAUAAAAUAGUUCCAGAUAUCAUGGCAGAAAACGGUACAAGUGCUAGAUUCUUUGAAAACCUAGCUCAUCUAGACGAGUGUGAAAGCAAGGAUAAUAUACAUAGAAUACCAAAAAGCAUCCCUGUGGACAAAUCAAUCCAGACAGAGCCAAUAUCAACCCAAAAGCGAAGAAGUAGACAGUAUUCAAAAGCUGAUGUUUCAACUCAAACGCAGCUUUCGAGCUUUGAUUCAUAUUUAUCUUGUUCAGAUGAUGAGUUUUGGGAAGAUGCAUUAGAACAAUUAUAA